Messenger RNA from Leopardus geoffroyi (Geoffroy's cat), 970 nucleotides. RefSeq names its product inhibitor of DNA binding 4, HLH protein (gene ID4). Gene Ontology annotation, molecular function: transcription regulator activity; protein dimerization activity. The coding region runs from base 415 to 900 and encodes 161 amino acids. Gene Ontology annotation, biological process: circadian regulation of gene expression; negative regulation of transcription by RNA polymerase II; cell differentiation. The record is from RefSeq and is a predicted model, not a curated record. Lineage: Eukaryota; Metazoa; Chordata; Mammalia; Carnivora; Felidae. The transcript has 3 exons. Gene Ontology annotation, cellular component: cytoplasm; nucleus.
GGCGGGGCGAGAGCGUAGAGGAGGCGCGCUAGUGAGUCGGUGGGGCGGUGGGGACACCUCCGGGCAGGGGAGCGCGGCGGCGGCGGCGGCGGCGGCGGCCGGGCUGUAGUCGGAGCUCCGAAGGGGGCGACUAGGGAACCCGGUGGGCUGCUUUCUCUCCGGUGCUCUCGAUUUUUCUUGCCUUUUGGUCCCGGCCGAGUGUGUCGCCCACUGAGCGGAGAUUCCCGGAGCGACCCUCCCGUCAAUUCUUGGGCGCGGGAUCGCCGGGAGCCUCGCGGUGCCCCGAGCGCGGACCGAGCGCGCCGGGCGCGAAGGCAAGGGGAGCGGAGCCGGCCGCGGGCGGGGGCCCGGAGCUUGCCUGCGUCCCUCGCUCGCCCCAGCGGGUCGGCUCGCGCAGGGCGCAGGGCGCGCGCGAUGAAGGCGGUGAGCCCCGUGCGCCCCUCGGGCCGCAAGGCGCCGUCGGGCUGCGGCGGAGGGGAGCUGGCCCUACGCUGCCUGGCCGAGCACGGCCACAGCCUGGGUGGCUCGGCGGCCGCGGCGGCCGCGGCGGCGGCAGCGCGCUGCAAGGCGGCGGAGGCGGCGGCCGACGAGCCGGCGCUGUGCCUGCAGUGCGAUAUGAACGACUGCUACAGCCGCCUGCGGAGGCUGGUGCCCACCAUCCCGCCCAACAAGAAAGUCAGCAAAGUGGAGAUCCUGCAGCACGUUAUCGACUACAUCCUGGACCUGCAGCUGGCGCUGGAGACGCACCCGGCUCUGCUGAGGCAGCCGCCGCCGCCCGCGCCACCGCACCACCCAGCCGGGACCUGUCCGGCCGCGCCGCCGCGGACCCCGCUCACGGCGCUCAACACGGACCCGGCCGGCGCGGUGAACAAGCAGGGCGACAGCAUUCUGUGCCGCUGAGCCGCGCUGUCCAGGUGUGCGGCCGCCUGCGCCCGAGCCAGGAGCACUAGAGAGGGAGGGGGAAAGAGCA